AUGAGUGGAAUUAUACAUGGCCUCAGUUGGUUUCCCAACUUUCCAGAUAGGUUUGUCUCCUGGGGCCAAGAGAUUAAUUUAUAUGAAGUGCGCAGCAGCAAGGAUGACGGUGCCACGCCAAAGAGUCGAUUGCCCUAUAUUUCGGUUAACUAUUUGUCCAAUGAGUCGCGCUAUCAAUAUGCUCGUUGUGUGGCCGCCUCCUAUCACAGUGACCAGCCGAUCAUAGCGGUGGGUUUGGGUGAUGGUAAAAUUGGCAUAUGCAAUUUUCGGGACAGCUACGACAGCAGCUGGGAGUACACUCCACGACAGCAGCGUAUGUGUACCUGCUUGGCCUGGAAUGAGCAAUCCGCUAAUAUACUGGCUAUUGGUCAUGAUCGUCAUCGUUCGGAUUCGUGUAUAACCAUUUGGGAUAUUGAACGUGGUGUGCCCAAAGAUACGGCUAAUUUUUUUGGCUUGGCUGAAUCAGCAAAUUCCGUGUGCUGGGAUCGCAAUCAACGCCUGCUUAUAGCGGGCAUGAGUCAAAAAAUGAUUAAACUUUUUGACCUAAGACAGAACAAUGCCAGUUGCCAGAGCAUUCAAACGAAAACCGUCCAUGGCCUAGCUGUGGCUCCAAAUGGCCAUUAUUUAUGCAGCUAUGUCGACUCCAUUGUUAUGCUGUGGGAUUUGCGUGCCAUUGAUCGUCCCUUGCGUCAAAUUCAAUCAUCGAAAAAUCAUUUACAAAUUGCCUGGUGUCCCACACGACCUAGUCUGCUCUCCUCACUGCAAAGAGAUUCGCCUUAUAUAACGCUAUAUGAUAUUCGCAGCGUGGAUAACGAGAAUUCUCGUGAGAUUUAUCAUGUUAAGCGUCAAAUAAGCCCAUUUCCAGCUAAAUAUCAACAAACGAAAUUCUCUAACUUAAAUUCCUUAUCCUGGCAUACGAGAGAUGUAGAGAGAGCUCUACUACUGGCAGAUGCAAUGAAUAUUAUGGACUUUCGUUUGCCCGCGAGCCUACAUACGGCCUAUAGUAAUCGCACAAAACUUCCAUUCCUGAUGCCUCCUCCGCCCAUGGCGGCUUGUUCGUCACCAACUACCACCACCACAACAACAACAACGACAGCGACUGCAGCACCCACAAUUGGAACAAAUUCAAGUGGCAGUUCAUUGGAUUAUACUGGCGGUACUAGUUCAGCUUUCAAUUUUGAUAUCCUAGAACCCGAACUAAUGAAACUCGAUUUGGAGGAUAAGAUACGUCAAAGGGCUAUCGAGGAUUAUGGCAUGAAGCCGGAUAAUAGAGCAUUUGCUGAACUUCAUUUAAGUCCUUAUUUGAGAAAUGUCUGGUCCACAUUGAAGAAUGUUUAUUGCGAUGAUCGUUUGACCGGCUUAAAGUCCACUCUGGGCAUUAAUCUGGGACACACAUCGGAGGCUUUAAUGGCCAGUUCGCGCAUAGAAUCACAGAUUCUACAAUGGCCAGAUGGUAUCAAUAAUUCCAACAAACUGACCUGCUAUCGAAGUGAACAACGCCAUCUUGCCCUACAACUAUGUGGUUGGCCCCACGAUCAGGAACUGGAACGUUUCAUUGAUCAACUCUUUGCCAAUAAGGAAUUUAGUCGCGCCGCUAUGAUAUGUGUGUUCCAUUUGAAAAUUCUGUAUGCCUGUAAUAUUCUGUCUUCAGCAGCGGAUACGAUGAGUGAUCCGAGCAUGUAUCGGAUCACAGUGAUUGCUCUAUCCAGUUUUAAUGCCGAUCGUUGUAGUACCACAUGGCGAAAUCAACGAUCCAAUGCAAAUAUGCAAAUUCAAGAUCCACAUUUGCGAGCAAUUUUCUCAUUUCUAACAAUGGAAAAGGAUAAUUUUGAGGGAGUUCUUAAAGAGGAAGGCGUCUCACUUGCUGAUCGUAUGGCAUUUGCUUGUAAAUACUUGUCCGAGACCAAAUUGGCCGAUUAUGUGAAAAAUCAGAUACAAAAAGCCAUUGAAUGUGGUGAUUUGAAUGGUUUAUUAUUAACUGGAGAAUCUUUGGAUGGCAUCGAUAUACUUCAGGCCUACAUGGAUGCUAGUUUUGAUGCUCAGACUGUAGCCCUAGUGGUCAUUAAUUACUUCCGUCACGAACAUUUCUCAGAUAAUCGGAUUCAAUAUUGGAUCUCAAGUUAUUUGGAUUGGCUUAAUAGCUGGGGUCUAUGGGAGAAGCGUGCCGAAUUGGAUAUCAAAAUAGAAAGCAUACGCUUCUCGGCGAGAAGUUCGCGUACUGUUUAUCUAUCGUGCAAUUUCUGUGGCAAAUCCGUAUCGAAUGCCUUGUUGGAUGAGCCGCGACCACGUAGCACUUCAACGAGCACAAAUCGUCUAUCGUCGUGUCCAAGCUGUCGAAAACCAUUACCACGGUGUUCCCUGUGUCUUAUGCACAUGGGAACGAUGAUGAAUAUGAGCAAUGGAAGUGAAAGUCCAGCUUCCGAAGUACAAGGAUGGCAGACUAAACCGUUUUCGAAAUGGUUCUCCUGGUGUCAGACAUGUCGACAUGGCGGCCAUACAGAGCACAUAAUGCAGUGGUUCAAACAAAACCCAGAAUGUCCUGUUUCCUCUUGUAACUGCCGCUGCUUUGACAUGGAUGGCACUAAGCCGAAUACUUUACGAGACAUUACCUAGCUUUUAAUAUACACAUAUAUAUAUAUAUAUAUAUAUAUAUAUAUAUAUAUAUAUAUAUGUUUGUUAUACAAUUUGUUAUUUAAUCAGUGUGCGCCUUAAAUCUGCAACAUACAAAAGUGUUCAUUGUACUUAGACAACGCGAAUGUGAAUCAUAGCAUUUAGUAUUUAAAUGACCUAACAGCUAAACGGCUGCUCAAUUAUGCAUUUUAUAUACUUACAAUUAAAUUAAAAACAAAAUAAAACAAAUGACCUAUA
Messenger RNA from Drosophila willistoni, 2868 nucleotides. RefSeq names its product GATOR complex protein MIOS-like. The record is from RefSeq and is a predicted model, not a curated record. The coding region runs from base 1 to 2613 and encodes 870 amino acids. Gene Ontology annotation, molecular function: protein binding. The transcript has 7 exons. Lineage: Eukaryota; Metazoa; Arthropoda; Insecta; Diptera; Drosophilidae. Gene Ontology annotation, biological process: positive regulation of TORC1 signaling; cellular response to amino acid starvation. Gene Ontology annotation, cellular component: cytoplasm.